AUGUGGGCAACUGGCACCACUUUAGCUCGAUUCUACGGUCUGUCAAAAAUCCAUAAAGCGAGUGUCCCACUUCGGCCAAUCGUUGCCCUAAAAGGCAGCCCCACCUACAAUUUGGCAAAGUGGAUGUACUCAAAACUGAAGUUCCUCCAAGGCAAUUCGACUAUUUCAGUUCGAUCAGCCUCUCAAUUCCUCAUAGACCUCCGAGGUCGGGGGAUUCAAUCGGACGAAAUCAUGACCUCCUUCGAUGUGAUGUCGUUAUUCACAUCCAUCCCACCAAACUUGGCCCACGAAGUCUUGCGCAAGAGACUUGAAGAGGCGUACGAUGAGACUCAGAAUGCUCUCAAAAUUGAACACCUCAUGAGGCUGUUUGAAUUCUGUCAACAAACUUUCUCCACUUUUGCGGGAGAGACCUAUGAACAAAUCAAGGGAGCCCCGAUGGGCACACCGGUCUCCGGUUUAGUGGCAGAACUGGUCCUACAGGAUUUAGAAAAGAUUGCCUUCAUCCAAAAUGAACCGGUGGUUUUGCGCCGUUACGUAGACGACACGUUCGUCAUCAUAAAGAAGGACAUGCUGUAA
This is a messenger RNA of Spirometra erinaceieuropaei, 576 nucleotides long. Lineage: Eukaryota; Metazoa; Platyhelminthes; Cestoda; Diphyllobothriidea; Diphyllobothriidae. The record is from the annotation of a GenBank genome assembly.